Sclerotinia sclerotiorum 1980 UF-70 is the source of this 336-nucleotide messenger RNA. RefSeq lists its product as hypothetical. Lineage: Eukaryota; Fungi; Ascomycota; Leotiomycetes; Helotiales; Sclerotiniaceae. The record is from RefSeq and is a predicted model, not a curated record. Bases 1 to 336 code for a protein of 111 amino acids. The transcript has 2 exons.
AUGGAUGGUUUAACUCCAUGUACAGAAACUCGAGCGAACUGCCAUAAGAUUACACAAUUGGAAGAGAAAGUGAUUGUUGAAUAUAUACUUGAUAUGGAUCGAAGAGGAUUUCCACCUAAAAUCAAGGGUGUAGAAGAUAUGGCGAAUUAUAUUCUUGAAUCAAGAACAGUACAACUAGGCAAUCGAGAAUGGGCUAUAGCAAUUAUAUGUGGUAAUGGGGAGGGUGAAACUAUACCUCCAUUUCUGGUAGUUCAAGGACAAAUCCAUCUUUCCAAUUGGUACACCGAAACCGAUUUUCCUGCGGAUUGGGCUAUCAAACCUACUUCCAAUGGAUAG